Vicia faba (fava bean) is the source of this 600-nucleotide messenger RNA. Lineage: Eukaryota; Viridiplantae; Streptophyta; Magnoliopsida; Fabales; Fabaceae. The record is from the annotation of a GenBank genome assembly.
AUGAAUAGAGAAUUAGCCUAUGCAAUCUCUUUUCUUUUCUUCUUACUAUCAUCUCUAUUCUAUUCUAACCUCAUUAUCUUUGAUCAACAAUCACUUUUCCGGUUUAAUUUCUCGUCAUAUAUUGUUCCCAAUAACACUAAAACAUUGCUACCAAUUGAAGUUUGUGAUUUUUCCAAAGGCCAAUGGGUUUGGGAUGAAGCUUAUAACUCUCAUCAAUUGUACGAUGAAAAAUGUCCGUUUCUUGAUCCUGGAUUCCGGUGCCGACAAAACGGUCGGAACGAUGAAGGUUAUCGGAAAUGGAGAUGGCAACCUGAUGAUUGUAAUCUUCCACGAUUCAAUGCCAGUGACCUCCUUGAAAGAAGCCGCAAUGGACGCAUUUUAUUUGCUGGUCGUCCACCACCCAAUUCAGCUAAAGACAUCAAAAUGACUAUCAGACUUGAUGAGUUGCAUUGGUAUUCCAAUAAGUGGAAAGAAGCAGAUGUUCUUGUUUUCAAUUCUGGUCACUGGUGGAACCCAGACAAAACUAUCAAGGCAGGCAUCUACUUCCAGGAAGGAGGGAAGCUAUUCGCCGGUUCAUUACAGGAAUGGCACAUGGAAUGA